Erythranthe guttata (spotted monkey flower) is the source of this 2440-nucleotide messenger RNA. The record is from RefSeq and is a predicted model, not a curated record. Lineage: Eukaryota; Viridiplantae; Streptophyta; Magnoliopsida; Lamiales; Phrymaceae.
CAAAAAUAUAAUUUAAUUGUUUAAUAAAGAUUAAAAAAAAAAAGAAAUAGUAAGAGAAUGAAUACUCGGGAGAGCAAGAAUCAUUAAUAACCAAACCAGUUACAACAAUGGCAAUGCACAAUUUGAAAUUGAUAAUAUAUACCACAAAACAUUCCCUCCUUCACAAAACCCCAAUGGAAAAUCUCUUUCAUUUUAAUUUUCCUUCUUACAAGACUACGGUCAACAGAUGGUAUUAGCAAUAUCUUAGGUUACAGUGUUUAGAUUUCCGUCAUUAAUCACAUACCUAUGAUUUCCCCAGCAAAAAGGGAAAAAAAUCGAGAAUCCACGGAUUUGAAAUCCAGGAAUUAUCAAGAAUUCAUCAAAUGGGGCAAAAUCCGGGUGGUGGUUCAAUAGGGUUUGUCCAUGGAUUACAUUUUGCAAAAGAUCCAGCUUUUACUCCACCCUUUAUUACAUCAUCAUCAGCAUUAGCUGUAUCCGAGGUUGCUUUUGUUCUGUUGUAUUUAUUUGAAAUCGAACUGCAUUUUUUUCUCUACAAAAUUCUUGCAAAAAACUCUUGCUUUUUUUUCAAAUUUUAUUAUCUGCGCCACCUUACAUUCUUGAAAAGAAAAAAUGGGUGCUUCUGCUAAUGCUGAUGUUGUGUUGAGAGAGAUUGAAGAUGAGUUGAUUGUUGCCGGGACGAAUCUUCUCAAGCUUCGCUUUUCUUCUUCCUGCGAUGAAGUUAUCGCCCGCCUUCUGAGGGCAGAGGCAAUUCUAAAGAGGGUAGGUCAAGUUAAAGGCUCUCCAAUGCUGAUGAAGAAAGCCCUCUUUCCAAUAAUGACAGCCCUCAUCAAAGACAAACUCCUGAAGCAUCGAGACGAAAAUGUACAAGUUAUAGUUGCUUCUUGCCUUAACCAGGCUACCAGAAUAACCGCUCCACAACAACCUUACAUGGAUGAUCAGAUGAGGGAUAUGUUCGGGUUGUUCAUGGUUGUGCUAAGGGGGCAGUUGUCACGUUUGACCGGUGACAACUAUGAUAGAGCUGUGAAGAUUCUUCAUUUUAUGGGACUAGGGAGAACGGUCUUGAUAAUGAUGGACUUGGAUAUCGAUCAAAUGAUCGUCGACAUGUUCCAAUUUUUCUUCGACACAAUUAGUCCAAACUACCCUCCUGUUAUCUUCCAAUACAUGGAAGAUGUCAUGACUUUGGUUAUAGAAGAGAGCGACGAGGUUUCUCUCGAACUUCUGACGCCUCUAUUAGACAGUGUCAGAAUGGAUAACAAGAAUGUUUCACCUGUGUCGUGGGAGUUGGGAAAAGCUGUUUUUGAAAAAUGUUCGACGAAACUACAACCGUAUUUAAAAGAAGCUGUGAAGAAAAUGAACCUAGAAGUUAGCGACUAUGCUGAAAUAGUCGUUUCUUUAUGCACCACCGAGAACAUGUUGGAAGAAAAAACAGCUUCAGCUCCUUCCGAGGCUGAGCAAGCGGGCCCCACUUCGCAAGUGAAUGACGGAGAGGUUGUGCAGUUAGAGAUGGAUAUAGGAGUUCAUCAACAUAGAAGGGGAAGAAAACCGAACUCUCUGAUGAGGCCCGAAGAAGGGUACGAACAUAUUUGGAGAAUUGGAGACGAGAAUUCCUCUAAAGUUUCUCGUGAUUCUGCCGAGGAACCAAAUACGGGCAAAAGGGGUCGGUCUAAGGUGGUAAAGGAGAGGGGCUCGAAAAGCUUCAAGAAAACUACAGGAUUGAGCACUGUAGAAAUCGGGAACAAAAUUAAUUCCCAGAAUCACGAGUCGAGGGAUGAUGUUGCGGACGAGAUGAACAGAGGGUCCAAUGCUGAGUAUGGGGACGAAAUCGUAAAUGCGAGGGUAAAGGUUUGGUGGCCCAUGGACAAAGCGUGAGUACUUUGAAUCACCUCUUUGCAAUAAUUUGUUUCGUCGUCACAUUUUUAUUAGUUAAUUCAAUCAUUUUUCUUGUUUUUUCAUCAAAUGAAUCAAUCUAAGCUGAGUUGGAUUAACCUAAGCUGAGUUGUAUACGACAGGUUUUAUACCGGUACCGUUGAAGCUUUUGAUCCUCUGUCGAAGAAGCACAAGGUGAAAAUUGUUUUCUCGUUUUUCGUUCUACUUGAUACAUCUUGACUUAUUAAGCAUAAGGUGAGAUAAUGUUCUUAUUGGCUUUAUUAUAUUGCAGAUUGUAUAUGACGACGACAAGGAAGAAUAUUGGACCUUAGUCUAGAGAGAUGGGCAUUUUUCAAGGAGAGGGGGCCGCAUCAAGUGAGAUUUCUUCGUUAAAAUAUUUAUUGUGACAAUAUUUCUCCUUUCUCACGUUUUCUCGUCUCACAUUUCCGUGCAUAUAUGACAAUGUAGAUAUAAUCCUCGGAAAAUCAAGAAGCUGGCGCUCCAUGUGCCGAAGAGCGUGCCAAGUAAGUUUUAGUCAAAAUCAACAAUGUCGACUUUUUUCAUACAAAGUUGA